AUGAGAUUCACCAAAAAUGUCACUCCCUCGAUAUUAACCUAAAAAUGAGGCGACAAUAGUGAAAUUAGAAGAAAAUUAAUGCACCCACCCCUAAGUAGUAUAUAUAGCAACCCUUCAGCUAAAGACGCGUCUUGCUCAGCUAAACUGCGUAAUUAGACAGACGAUUCAUCUCCUCUGGUUUUGGUUGGGAGAUCUUGUGCUGCUGAGAGAUCCCUACGCUGUUCAUUCCCCACCGCUAAUCUUUAAUUUCCGAGAUGGGGUUGUCUUUCACUAAGCUUUUCAGCCGGCUUUUUGCCAAGAAAGAGAUGCGCAUACUGAUGGUAGGUCUUGAUGCUGCUGGUAAAACUACCAUUCUCUACAAGCUUAAGCUCGGAGAAAUUGUUACCACGAUUCCUACUAUUGGAUUCAAUGUGGAGACCGUGGAGUAUAAGAAUAUUAGCUUCACUGUUUGGGAUGUUGGGGGCCAGGACAAGAUCCGUCCACUGUGGAGGCACUAUUUCCAGAACACUCAGGGCCUUAUCUUUGUUGUUGACAGCAAUGACAGGGAUCGUGUUGUGGAAGCAAGGGAUGAACUGCACAGAAUGUUGAAUGAGGAUGAACUGCGUGAUGCUGUUCUCCUAGUAUUUGCCAACAAGCAAGAUCUUCCAAAUGCAAUGAAUGCUGCUGAAAUAACUGACAAGCUGGGCCUUCAUUCUCUCCGUCAACGCCAUUGGUACAUUCAGAGCACUUGUGCAACUUCUGGUGAAGGGCUGUAUGAGGGACUGGACUGGCUCUCAAACAACAUUGCUAACAAGGUAAGGAUUGCUCGGAGGCCUGAGUACUUUCAGUUCGAGGUGGACAUUGUUGGCCAUUUAUCCAAUGUUUUGGGUUUUGUUGAAGAUUCCCUCAACCUUUGCUUUAGUUAAGAACGUUAUCGUCUUGAGUAAAUGUAUUUCUUGUGAUGAUUUUGUGGAUUUUUGUCAACCUCGUGGGAUCUCUCUAUUCCUAUUUUGUGAAAGUAGGAGUAAAUAGUUGAUCGAACUUACUCUGAUUUCUAGUGGUUUCGCUCGUGUGGUACUACAGAUCUUUUGAGAAUAAAUGGUUCUUCUCUAGUUGUUGGAUCCUUGUUGUGUUGUUAUUAUCAUAUUAUUAUUAUCGGAAUAUUACUGUAUGCAUGGGGCUGGGUUGUAUAUUCUAUAUUUCAUUAUUUGGCAAGCUUUAAGCAGACCGAAUUAUAUAUCAUGGAUCAUGUUAAUCAUUUGACCAAGUUCUGGGUAAA
Molecule: messenger RNA, 1258 nt
Organism: Striga asiatica
Lineage: Eukaryota; Viridiplantae; Streptophyta; Magnoliopsida; Lamiales; Orobanchaceae
Source: the annotation of a GenBank genome assembly